GCCGAACUGACGAAAGAAAUGCCUUCAAGAGAAGCUCCAGUUUCAAGAGAAGGUUCCGUUUCGUCAUAGUCAUAAAGGGAGAAGGAGAGCUGAGAUUGUAAACAGCAAGGAAGCCCUUAUACCUGCCUACCAAACAUUUUCAUAAUGGAUUCACAAAACCCAAGAGCAAGCAAGGUUGGAAAUGAAUCCAUCUUUAAGAAGGAGAGAGAUGAGCGGAGAAAGCUGAUUACCUCUUCACACAAAUACAUGUUUGAAAUAUUGGCAAAUGAGCUAUCUUUGACCCCAUCGGCAGUUGAGGAAUUUGUUUUAGAUUCUCCAUCGCUGGCUGCUUUUGAUAAAUUCUUCGCUGCUGGAGGUUGUAAAACGAUCUCCUUUGUCUACCAGGAGUCUGACCCCCCAGGAGUAGAAUGUGGGCGCGCACUUCAGGGACCUGCCGCACGAGAAAAAGGACGCAGGCUGAUUUUAGCCGAUUUAAGAGAAAUCUCUCUGACCGGACUCUGCUGCUAUUUUGUUCGAACAGACGUGAACGAUCCUGUGACUCCUGAAAGAAUACACGAGCAAACUUGUUUCUCUGUGUUUGAUGCCACUGAGGGCCUCCUAAAAGGACUAAAGAAUGCCUAUGGAUUUCUGCUACCAAUUCUUGAGGCACAGGACAACUGGGGAGCGUUGGACCAGUCAAAACACGGGGAAAAAACAAAAAAGAUCUUCUUGGAGAACUUCAAACAUUUCCUGGGCACGCUUGAUGGGGUCAACUUUUCCAAACUGACGUGUCUUGAAGAGAUGAAAGUCGCAGCUUCUGACUUUGAGGAAGUGCAGCGACUGGAAGAGAUUCUGAGGCGCUGGUGCAAGGAAAUUGAACAAGUCCUGACUGAGGAUGAUCAGUUGAGGAAAAUAGAUGCUGAGGGACCUCUGAGCGAGUUAGAAUACUGGAAGAAGAAGCACUCAAAGUUCAGCUCCAUCGUCAAUCACAUGAAAAGUGAAGAGUGUAAUGCAGUGGUAAUGGUGUGGCGGGAUCUGGACAGGAGGAUAACAGAUCGUGUAAAUGAAUCAAAAGACUAUUUAAAAUUCCUGUCCACACUGGAGAAAGUCUUGGAAGCACUGUAUAACAAUGACCCGGACUGCAUAACUUUGUUUGAGGCGUAUCGGUCCUUCUUCAUGAAAAAAAGCUAA
Molecule: messenger RNA, 1170 nt
Organism: Poeciliopsis prolifica (blackstripe livebearer)
Lineage: Eukaryota; Metazoa; Chordata; Actinopteri; Cyprinodontiformes; Poeciliidae
Product: dynein axonemal heavy chain 8-like
Exons: 10
Coding region: 145-1170 (341 amino acids)
Biological process (GO): microtubule-based movement
Cellular component (GO): dynein complex
Molecular function (GO): minus-end-directed microtubule motor activity; dynein intermediate chain binding; dynein light intermediate chain binding
Source: RefSeq, a predicted model, not a curated record